AUGUCCACACCAAAUGGCAGGAUGAGGACUCAACGAUUGACCAUCCUGCUCGCGGUCGUCCUUCUCGCCUGCUUCUCCCUCGUCUACCUUCGCCCCUCACACCCUCCCGAACAACCUGCCGUGAUCCCUCCUCUCGAGCGGAUCAAGCACCCUCAACUCCAUGCAGGCCAGAGCUCCUACCCUCCCGAGAAGGUGCACCCCAUCGCCACCCUGAUCCAGAACGCGCAACAGCAGUUCGAUCAUGUGCAGACUCGCCAAUCCAAGACCUUGGCCGAGGCCGUGCAGGAGUACAAGCGUCGCUACAAAAUGCACCCGCCACCGCAUUUCGACAAGUGGUUCCAGUUCGCCCAGUCUAAGAAUGUCCAGCUCGUUGAUGAGUUCGACUCUAUCUACCACUCGCUGCUACCCUUCUGGGCGCUGAAGCCGGAGGUCAUUCGUGCGCGCGCUCGCGAGACACUGGGAUUCGACAACGCUGUGAUUGGGCUUCUGAUUCGCGAUGGCAAGGUGACUCUCACCGAAGGUGGCGGUGAUGAUCGCAAGUGGCAGCGUGACGCCACGGUCGGCAUGAUGAAGGACUUUGUCCGAUACCUGCCGGACAUGGAUUUGGUCUUCAACACGCACGACGAGCCCCGCGUGGUCAUCCCCGGUGACGAUCUCCAGCGAUUGGUGCAGACCGCUACGGACCAAGUAAUCCCGGCCUCUUUCAACAGGAAGAGCCCGACGAAUGCGUGGUCGCCUCGCGCCUCUGAUUUGAACAAGGGAGAUCGGAUCGACGAGGUGCGCACGACUCGCUUCAACCGGUUUGCGCACCAGCCUACCUGGACCAACUCGCGCCAGUCCUGCCCCGUCGAUAGCCCUGCACGGUCCAUUGAGGAGGACGCAUCGGAUAACGUCGACCCGUACGCGUACGGCGAGUUGGGCUUUAUCUACAACACCACCGCCUUCUCCGAUAUAUGCCAUACCCCGUCUCUUCGCUACACCUAUGGAUUUUUCGAUCGACCGAAUGCCUUCGAUGUCGUCCAUGACCUAUUCCCCAUUUUCUCGCAGAGCAAGGUCUCUAGCUUCCAGGACAUUCUCUACCCCAGCCCGUGGUAUUGGGUCGACAAGGUGCCUUACGACCGACACAAAGAUUACUCCUGGGAAGCCAAGUCCGAUCAUAUGUACUGGCGUGGAUCCACCACCGGUGGUUUCUCGCGUGCGGGCGGCUGGCGCCGACAACACCGGCAGCAGUUUGUCGACAACGUGAACUCCCUCGGCCAGACUAAAAUUCUCGUGAAGCAGCCGGAUAACUCGUGGGCCUCACAGGAGGUCAACCAAGAGCAGUAUCAAGAUAAAUUCGACGUCAAGUUCACCUUCAUUGGACAGUGUGAUCCCGACGACUGCCACGCACAGGAAGAGUACUUUGAAGUAGUCAAGCCUGCUGGACAGCAGGAUGCGUGGGCUCACAAGUUCCUGGUCGACGUGGACGGCAAUGCCUUCAGUGGGCGAUUCUAUGCGUUCCUGCUGAGCAACAGCUUCGUCUACAAGUUGGCCCUCUUCCGUGAGUGGCAUGACGAGUGGCUCAAGCCCUGGGUGCACUAUGUGCCCCUCAGUCUGAAGGGCAAUGAAUACGUCGAGAGCAUGCGGUACUUCGUGUCCGAGGACGAGGGCAAGAAGGCGGCCCCUCAAAUUGCCGCCCAGGGUCAAGAUUGGGCACAGAAGGUGCUGCGCAAUGGAGACCUGGAGGUCUGGUUCUUCCGGUUACUCUUGGAGUAUGGACGUCUUGUGGACGACAAUAGAGACGAACUCGGCUUCUUUGUUUGA
Messenger RNA from Penicillium cinerascens, 1803 nucleotides. Its product is annotated as putative capsule-associated protein CAP1. The record is from RefSeq and is a predicted model, not a curated record. The transcript is spliced from 2 exons. NCBI's taxonomy places the organism in Eukaryota, Fungi, Ascomycota, Eurotiomycetes, Eurotiales, Aspergillaceae. The coding region runs from base 1 to 1803 and encodes 600 amino acids.